Messenger RNA from Closterium sp. Naga37s-1, 7041 nucleotides. Lineage: Eukaryota; Viridiplantae; Streptophyta; Zygnematophyceae; Desmidiales; Closteriaceae. The record is from the annotation of a GenBank genome assembly.
AUGAAAGUUUCUCGGAUGUCUCAGCCUACAGACAUGCCGGUUAACGACGGUUCAGACAUUCCGACGUCGCAAGGCGACAACGCAUUGGAUGCGGGAAUGAUAUUUCUUGGCGGUCAUCGCACGCGCCCGAAUUGGUCGCCUCAGGAUGACUUGAUUCUGCUGCAGCAUGUGGCUCGCCAUGGCACGCGCAACUGGGGCUCACUCCAAGCGAGCGGUUUUCUGCCGCUCCGCGACCAGAAGGCCUGCUGCAACCGCUUCGUUCUCCUCAAGAAGCGGUGCAUCAAGGACAAGCGAAGCCUCUCGCAUUUGCUGCACCGCGCGAAGGAGUCCGUCGUCGCACCCGAGACUAGCGUGCAGCAAAACCAGAUUGCGUCGUCGAGCUCCUUGGCAACUCCUUGCUUUUCGAGCCAACUGCAGCUUCCGGCAUUGAGCGGCUCCAGCCUUGGCCUCAACAGCAACUCGCGGCCCUCCUUCAAGAGCGGAAGUCCCACCAGCGCUUCCGCCAUCGCCGCCGCUACCGCGGCCUUCAAUGCUCCUUCCGCCACCGCGUCGCCGACCGCUGUGCGAAGUCCCGUUUCCCUGGUGCAGCAGCAGCAACAGAUUCAGCAGCAGCAGCAGCAGCAGCAGCAGCAGCAGCAGAAGAUCCAGCAGGCACUCGCUGGUUCCCCUUACUUACAGCAACCUGGUGUCAACACUUCUAAUGCGGCUUUGGGAGAUGGAAACUUUGGGGUUCCGCUUCUCCAGAUGCCUGCGCUCAAUCCGUCGACGUCUCUCAGCAUGUCUGUGCAGCUCGCCAAUCUCAAGUCGCGAUUGGCUCUCCAGCCUGGCUCGCUCCUCGCGCAAGCCCUUCGCCUGACGCAGCAGCCAGACUUCGCAUCAGUCGCCGAUCUUCCCCUCCUCGCUAACGUGCGGAAACUCGCCAAGUCCUCACCGUCGUCGUCUCUCACCGCAGCAGCAUCCGCUCCUGCUGCGGUCGGCUCUCCUCCUCGCUCUUCUGCUCCCUCCGGUUGCUCCUCUCCGUCAGACGUGGCCGCAGCCUUCUCUGCUGCAAGUGAGCCGUUCAUUACGCGUCGGUCUUCUCUUUCCUCAUCUGGCCGUUGCCCGUCUCCCAAUGCAUCGUUCGUUGCUGCUGAUGGUGGCCAAGGUAACGGCCACCUCGCUCCAGUUGCGCGCAUGCCUUCGUUUGAUGUCAGUUCAGUCUGCACAGGCCUGCCCUCUGCUGAUGCUUCUGCUGAAGCUGUUGUGCCAUCCUCCGUUCUUCCUGUCGGUUCCGCUGUAAGUGGACGUACUUUCACGGGCGGAGGUGGUGGAGUGGAGGGAGGUGGCGGUGGAGGCGCAGGAGCUUCCGGCAUAUGCGGCGAUGAUUCUUUCGCUUCUCUUCGCAGCUCCUCCUUCACUGCUCUUCUCACCUCCCCUGCUACCGCCAAUCAUCGCCAAGCUUCCAUGGCAUCAGCAGCACCAGCGCCUGUUAUCUCCCACACGUGGAGGCCACAGGGCAACGCCAGGUGCCUUCAGAAAACGUUGCAGGUGGAGUCAGCGAGCAGGGAGAGCCGAGAGACGCAGAUCCAGCAGCAGCGGGUGUACCAGUCCCAGCAGCAGGCUUUGAACAUCAAGCUGCAACAGCACCAGCAGCAGCAGCAGCAGCAGCAGCAGCAGCAGCAGCAGCAGCAGCAGCAGCAGCAGAUGAUGCCGCAGGUCCAGCAGGAGAAGGGACAGCAGCAAGUGAUGUCUCAGCGUCCUGACAUGAUGCUGUUGGAGGCGUUUUCAUCCGCUCGCGAGUUCCAAAGCGAGGAGGCGAUGUUCUCGUCUCUCUCCCACAAUGGCAUGUUUGCUGACAUGCCAGCGAGCUUCUCCGAGUCAGAUAUGCUCCAGGCGAUACAUGCUGAGAUGGAGGCAUUGCCGUUGCUCGAAGCUCCAGGCAAUUCUGUAUCCCUUUCCGUCUCCUCUCCCUACCUGUGCAUGCGUUCCCCUCCAGGCAACUACAUUGUUUCCUUCCUGGCCACCAACGUUCCCAAGGGUCCCAAGGCGGAGUCCUUUGUGACGGCGUCUCUAGUGCAGCUGCUGUGUCGGAUCUCCAAGCUGGGGUGGUACGACGAUGAGCGGUUCAGAGACAUCGUGGACGAAUGCACCAAGUUCCUCGCGCAGGUACAUCUGACGUCGAACCAGGCGUCGCUAGUGCAGCUGCUGUGCCGAAUUUCCAAGCUGGGGUGGUACGAGAAUGAGCGGUUCAGAGACAUCGUGGAUGAAUGCACCAAGUUCCUCGCGCAGGUGGGUGUGGGAUUGCAGCUGGGGUGGUACGACGAUGAGCGGUUCAGAGACAUCGUGGAUGAAUGCACCAAGUUCCUUGCGCAGGUGGGUGCAUGUGCUCACAGGUGUGCGUGCAUGUGCUUCUACAGGGAUUGCGGACCGCUCACUCACCUUCCACCGCAAGACAGCCUGCUCCUUCCGGGACCUGAUCCACUCUUUUUCAACCCCUCCUCUGCCCCAUCCCCCUGCGUUUCUCCCCUCACCCUCUUACCUACCUGCGUGCAGCCUAGUCCAGGCCGGUCACUCACCUUUCAUCGCAAGACAGCCUGCUCCUUCCGAGACCUGGCGCUAUUCGCCAUUUUCCAAAUCUCCCUCACCAGCCUGCGGCAGCUGCAAUCCGACGACCUGGCGCUAUUCGCCAUCUUCCAGAUCUCCCUCACCAGCCUCCGCCAGCUGCAGUCCGACGCUGACGACAAGCCGAGGGCGGAGGCUGUCUCCCUGGCGCUGCGCUGCCUGUCCCUCGACUUCACUCCCACCUCCCUCCCCCGGGCUCCUCACUUCUCUUCCCCCUCACCUCUUCCCCUCCAGCUGACGACAACGGACUACAAGCUGAGGGCAGAAGCGGUCUCCCUGGCGCUGCGCUGCCUCUCUUUCGACUUCGUCGGGACGUCAUUGGACGAGAGCUCGGAGGAGCUGGGAACCAUCCAGGUGCCUUCCUCGUGGAGGGCAGUGCUGGAGGACACGGCCACCAUGCAGCUCUUCUUUGACUACUAUGCCGCCACCAAGCCCCCGCUUUCAAACCAGGUGAAUUUAAAGCCCCCGCUCUCCAACCAGCUUUCCAAGCAGGUGGGCAUCAAAUGGAGUGAGAGGGGAGAGAGGGCAGUGCUGGAGGACACGGCCACCAUGCAGCUCUUCUUUGACUACUAUGCCGCCACCAAGCCCCCGCUUUCAAACCAGGUGAAUUUAAAGCCCCCGCUCUCCAACCAGCUUUCCAAGCAGGUGGGCAUCAAAUGGAGUGAGAGGGGAGAGAGGGCAGUGCUGGAGGACACGGCCACCAUGCAGCUCUUCUUUGACUACUAUGCCGCCACCAAGCCCCCGCUUUCAAACCAGGUGAAUUUAAAGCCCCCGCUCUCCAACCAGCUUUCCAAGCAGGUGGGCAUCAAAUGGAGUGAGAGGGGAGAGAGGGCAGUGCUGGAGGACACGGCCACCAUGCAGCUCUUCUUUGACUACUAUGCCGCCACCAAGCCCCCGCUUUCAAACCAGGUGAAUUUAAAGCCCCCGCUCUCCAACCAGCUUUCCAAGCAGGUGGGCAUCAAAUGGAGUGAGAGGGGAGAGAGGGCAGUGCUGGAGGACACGGCCACCAUGCAGCUCUUCUUUGACUACUAUGCCGCCACCAAGCCCCCGCUUUCAAACCAGCUUUCCAAGCAGGUGGGCAUCAAAUGGAGUGAGAGGGGAGAGAGGGCAGUGCUGGAGGACACGGCCACCAUGCAGCUCUUCUUUGACCACUAUGCCGCCACCAAGCCCCCGCUCUCCAACCAGGUGAACACUUGCCCGUUUCCCCCCACCUUCACCCCUCCCACGCCGCUCCCUUUCUACUUCGUCCCUCCCCACUCGUUCCAGGCCCUGGAGUGCCUUGUUCGGCUAGCCUCUGUGCGCCGCUCCCUCUUCACAGGCGAGGCAGAGCGCCUCAAGUUCCUCUCGCACCUCAUGAACGGCUCCACAGAGAUCCUGCUGCUCCUGACCCGCCCUCCUCUUUCUUUCCUCCCUCCCCUGCCAACCAGGCCUUAUCCUGCUGCUCCUGACCCGCCCUCCUCUUUCUUUCCUCCCUCCCCUGCCAACCAGGCCUUGGAAUGUCUGGUUCGCCUAGCUUCCGUCCGCCGGUCGCUCUUCACAGGGGAAGCAGAGCGCCUCAAGUUCCUCUCGCACCUCAUGAACGGCUCCACGGAGAUCCUGCGGUCCAAGCAGGGCCUGUCGCAGCACGACAACUACCACGAGUACUGCCGCCUGCUGGGCCGCCUCAAGACCAACUACCAGCUCGCGGAGCUGGUGAAUGCAGACAACUAUGCCGAGUGGGUGCAGCUGGUGGCGGAGUUUACGAUUACGUCUCUGCAGUCCUGGCAGUCCGGUCUGCUGUCCAGGGGCCUUGUGGGUGCGCUGUUAAGUGCGCCUGCUGGGCCGCCUCAAGACCAACUACCAGCUCACGGAGCUGGUGAAUGCAGACAACUAUGCCGAGUGGGUGCAGCUGGUGGCGGAGUUUACGAUUACGUCUCUGCAGUCCUGGCAGGUGCGUGGGUGGGUUGGGUUGGCCGCCUGCUGGGCCGCCUCAAGACCAACUACCAGCUCACGGAGCUGGUGAAUGCCGAGAACUACGCCGAGUGGGUGCAGCUCGUGGCGCAGUUCACCAUCACCUCGCUGCAGUCCUGGCAGUGGGCGAGCGGCAGUGUGUAUUUUCUUCUAGGCCUCUGGUCGCGCCUGGUGUCAUCAAUGGCCUACACCAAGAGCGACUGCCCCAGCCUGCUCGACAACUUUGUGCCUCAGAUUACAGAGGCCUACAUCACAUCCCGCCUCGACUCCGUUCAGGCCGUGCUUCAGAACAACCUAUCAGAGGACCCGCUGGACAACGACGAGCAGCUACAGGACCAGCUAGACAACCUGCCCUACCUCUGCCGGUUCCAGCUCCUACUCAUGCACGAGCGGCUACAGGACCAGCUGUACAACCUGCCCUACCUCUGCAGGUUCCAGCACUACGAGGUGUUGCUCCUAGUGCUAACGAACCUCUGUGUUGCUGCUCUCGUGGACCUCGCGUCCGUGUUCCUUGUUCCUUGUUUCUCAGUCAGUCAUUUAACGCCCAUCAUGCAGUCAUAUGCGGAGGCGGCGCGGUGGCAGCCGGCUGUAGCGGCGAGCAACACGAGCCAAGCAGCGCUACAGGUGAUGGAGAGCCAGCUGACGUGGAUUGUGCACAUCAUAGGCGCCAUUGUCAGGGGCCGACUCAGCUCCAGCAGUGGGGACUCCCAGGAGUUGAUCGAUGGGGAGCUGGCAGCGAGGGUGUUCCAACUCAUUCAAGUCACAGACACGGGUUUACACGCACAGCGCUACGACGAGCGCAGCAAGCAGCGGUUGGACCUCGUGCGCUACGACGAGCGCAGCAAGCAGCGGUUGGAUCUCGCGGUGCUCUCCUUCUUUCAGAACUUCCGCCGCGUCUACGUGGGCGACCAGGCCAUGCACGCCUCCAAGGUGGACACCGUUGAGCCAUGCCUGGGUGCCAAGGCCAUGCGCGCCUUCAAGGUAGCUCGUUUGCUGGUCGCUGUGUCGCUGCGUGGGCGACCAGGCCAGGCCAUGCACGCCUCCAAGGUGGACCCCAUUGAGCCAUGUCUGGGUGCCAAGACCUCCCUCCCGGGCCUGCAAGGUCACCUCAUGGUGCUUUAUGCAAUCCUCUAUGCGCGCCUGGCAGACCUGCUGGGCUUGCAAGAUCACCUUAUGGUGCUCAAUGUGAUUGUGGCGAAAAUAGCCACCAACCUCAAGUGCUACACCAAGAGCGAGGACGUCAUUGAACAAACGUUGAACCUCUUCCAAGAGCUGGCAGGAGGCUACAUGAGUGGCAAGUUGUUGCUGAAGCUGGACUCUGUCAAUUUCAUUCUAGCCAACCACACGGUAAGCUCUUACGAGCUUUGGGCUGCUGAGUUCUUUGAGGGCGAAAAGGGGCAGGCAGGGAUUGGGAUGGGAAGGGGGGGAAAGCGGAUAAAGGAAAGCGAGCACUUUCCGUUCCUGGACGAGCCCAGCAGCACGCGCAACCGCACCAUCUUCUACUUCACUCUCACCCGCCUCCUAUUCAUGGAAGACUCGCCUCAGAAGUUCAAAGCCUUUGUGGCUCCGCUGCAGCUGGUGUUUGUGAAGCUGGAGUCAAUGCCCGACGCAUCCUUCCGCACAGAGCCGGUCAAGUUUGCCCUUAUCAGCCUCUUCAGAGACUUGAGAGGAAUCACCAUGGCCACUAACAGUCGGCGCACGUUCGGGCUGCUGUUUGACUGGCUGUACCCGGCCCACAUGCCGCUCAUUCUGCGCACCGCCCAGUUCUGGUCCCACACCCCCGCGGUCACCACGCCGCUCCUCAAAUUCUUUGCCGACCGGCGCACGUUUGGGCUGCUGUUUGACUGGCUGUACCCGGCCCACAUGCCGCUCAUUCUGCGCACCGCCCAGUUCUGGUCCGACACCCCCGCGGUCACCACGCCGCUCCUCAAAUUCUUUGCCGAAUUUGUGGUCAACAAGACGCAGCGACUCACCUUUGACUCGUCCUCGCCGAAUGGCAUCCUGCUCUUCCGGGAAGCUUCCAAGCUGGUGGUGACGUAUGGCAAGCACGCCCUGGCCAUGCCCACAGGCGCACACCCGUACACGGCCAAGUACAAGGGCGUGUGGAUCGCUCUUACUGUGCUGACUAGAGCCCUGGCGGGCAAUUACGUCAAUUUCGGAGUGAUGGAGCUGUACGGAGACACAGCUCUGCCUGAUGCUCUCGAUGUGGCACUCAAGCUCUGCCUCUCCAUCCCUCUGCCAGAGAUCAUGGCAUUCAGAAAGUUGGCGCGGGCCUACUUCGCUUUCUUGGAGGUCCUCUGUCACAACCACACGCUCGUCAUCAUCAACCUGCCCACCGCCACGUUCAGCCACCUGGUGGGGUCGCUGGACACAGGGCUCAAGUGCCUGGACGUCUCCAUCUCGUCUCAGCACACCGUUCCGCCACCUGGUGGGGUCGCUGGACACAGGGCUCAAGUGCCUGCACGUGUCCAUCUCGUCUCAGGUGAGUAA